This is a messenger RNA of Metarhizium robertsii ARSEF 23, 2160 nucleotides long. RefSeq lists its product as uncharacterized. Gene Ontology annotation, molecular function: DNA-binding transcription factor activity, RNA polymerase II-specific; DNA binding; zinc ion binding. Gene Ontology annotation, biological process: regulation of DNA-templated transcription; DNA-templated transcription. NCBI's taxonomy places the organism in Eukaryota, Fungi, Ascomycota, Sordariomycetes, Hypocreales, Clavicipitaceae. The record is from RefSeq and is a predicted model, not a curated record. The transcript is spliced from 6 exons. The coding region runs from base 1 to 2160 and encodes 719 amino acids.
AUGGCUGGUCCGGCGUCUCCGGCGCCUCCUACCCAGGGCGGCAGCUCGGAAACACCUUCAUCAAACACCAAGCGGAAUUCAUCCCCCGGCGCUGGCAAGACUGGUCUACGGACCAAGUAUGUGCCCAGGGCUUGUCAGGAGUGCCGCCGGCGUCGUGCAAAGUGUGAUGGCACAAAGCCAACUUGCUCCCGAUGCAAUGCCCGUCAAAUACCAUGUGUCUACAACACCGGGGAUGACGGCCGUGGAACCGCCCAAAAGUCCUAUGUGCGUCUCCUGCAGGGUCGGAUUGCUCUCCUGGAAAAGAUCCUGUGGCUGCACUCGAUCGAUAUCCACGCGUCUACGGCUCAGCUGAUACAGCAGAAUCUUGUGCCGGCCACCAUCGCCUCCUUGACGGCCAGUGGCUCAACUGCCGCCUUGGACGAGCUCUGCGACACGUUUGAAGGUACAUUGACGCUUGAUGAGUCGCAAAACUUUGACCAGGACGGAGAGGCACGUUAUUUCGGCCCGGCCAGCGGUCGACUUGACUUCAAGCCGCUCAAUGACGUGCCUCGGGACUUGCCCACAGAGUACUCGCCAACAUGUGCAGAGGUCCAGAUUUUGGGUCAUCAAAGCAGCGUCAAUGGAGAGCUUGAAGCACACCUCCUAGAACAAUAUUUCAUCUGGGAACAGCCAUGGUUGCAGGUUGUUGAUGAGGCCUUGUUUCGCGAAAGCAGAGAGAACAAUGGGCGAUACUUUACACCUCUGUUGUUGAACUGCAUCCUUGCCAGUGGUUCCCGCUUCUCGGACCGUGUAGAGGUUCGCUCUGAUCCCAACGACCCCAAUACAGCGGGUCGCAUCUUCCUCGAGACGGCCGAAGUCCUUCUCCAUUUCGACCUGAAGCGGCCGACUAUCACAAGUAUUCAGUCACUGGCCGUGUUGGGCACCGUCUACCAUGCUUUCGGACAAGAUGCUGCGGGGUGGCUGCAUUCAGGCAUGGCAAAUCGGCUCGUUUUAGACAUGGGACUUAAUCUUGACCCAGGGUCGUUGGUUGCUUCGGGCCGCAUGACGGCAGAAGAGGCCCAACUCCGGAGGCAAGUCUACUGGUCGUUGUAUUGCGUGGACAAGCUGGCGGCUGCCUACACAGGACGUGUCUGUAGCAUGCUUGACUUGCAGGGUGCGGUCGGGGUGCCGACGAUGCCAACCCACACUGGGCGGGACAAUCGUCGGCAUGCGUUGUAUUCUGUCGACCCAAGACUUCUCGUCUCGCUUCAUACAGACUUGAUCAAAUUGUGUCAGAUUCUUGAAAAAAUCUUGUUGAACCUGUAUUCUCCUAGGAAGCUGUCGUUUGCCGGCCAGCGAAGGAGUUUCUUCGACUCGUGCCUCCUUUGGUUAAAGCACUGGCUAUACGGCCUGUGUACAGAUCUGAAGCCUCUUCACGGCGGAGUACCAAAUCAGUUCCCCCAAGCGUACACUCUGUGUAUGGUGUACCACACGGCCAUUAUCCUUCUCGCACGGCCCUAUGUGCAGAGUCGAGCGUUUGAAGAUCCCGCGAGCUUGGAGCCUGAUGCUCUAGUUAUAAAGGCACAAGAUGUUCUCCUCGAGGCUGCAAGGAGCAUAUCGUCUCUGGGGGAUCAAUAUCGCAAAGUAUUUGGUAGUUUUCGGAGAAGCCCAAUUACGGCAACGCAUGCCAACCUCUCUGCGGCGUUGGCGCUGUUCAAUUCCCGGGGUGCAAAUCAACCCGGGGCUCGAUGUAAUCCGUCUGAUGAUGCAAGGAUCAAAUCCUGCCUUCAGACAUUGGAAGAGCUUUCGGUUGCAUGGACACCUCCACGCAAAUAUCUCUCCAGCGUGUUAAAGAUGAUGCAAGGUGACUCUGCGGGUCAACAAAAAGGGGCUACAACUUCUGAUGCUUUGGCGAAUCACCACGACGGGGAUUUGUAUCCCACUUCUGAAGCAAGCCAAGUGACCAAUUUGAUGCAGCCCGCCGAUGUGGUGUGGUCUGGACAAGUAAUUGACGCAAUGAGCUUGCCGUUGUGGCUGUCAGCGACAGUGGGCGACUCAAGUCUGGGAGAGUUUUCGACAGCGGCAGAGGGAAUCCCCCUCCAAGAUGGAAGCGAUGACAUAGGGGAACAGUUUAAGGAUUGGCUUGAACCGCCGUUUCCAUGGGACUUGUUUUCUAGCUGA